Ictalurus furcatus (blue catfish) is the source of this 3919-nucleotide messenger RNA. RefSeq names its product shisa family member 9a (gene shisa9a). Gene Ontology annotation, cellular component: postsynaptic membrane; AMPA glutamate receptor complex; dendritic spine membrane. NCBI's taxonomy places the organism in Eukaryota, Metazoa, Chordata, Actinopteri, Siluriformes, Ictaluridae. Gene Ontology annotation, biological process: regulation of short-term neuronal synaptic plasticity; regulation of AMPA receptor activity. The record is from RefSeq and is a predicted model, not a curated record. The transcript has 4 exons. The coding region runs from base 113 to 1258 and encodes 381 amino acids.
AAAAGAAAUCUAAGAAAAAUGCUGAAAAGCACUCCGCAUGGGUACAAAUUCAUACUUAAAUUUCUGUUCUCUUCCAAUUGCUAGCCACUGGCACUGACAGAUCGGGAGCAGGAUGAGAUGGACGGUCUUGCUGUGGGAGUACCUGUUGGUGGAGGUCACGGCGCUGGUGUGCAGGGCGGAUGGUGAAGCAGAGCGGCGACUGGAGGGAUUCGUCGUUUUGUCGGGUUCAAACGGCUCGGAAGAGAGCGGUGUGUCCGAGAAGCCGCACACGCAGGACGAGUGUCGCGGCUACUACGACGUGAUGGGUCAGUGGGACCCGCCGUUCGUGUGCCGCACGGGCACCUACCUGUACUGCUGCGGCACCUGUGGCUUCCGCUUCUGCUGCGCGUACAAGAGCUCGCGCCUGGAUCAGAGCUUGUGCACAAAUUACAACACACCCGUUUGGCUCAAAGGUCAAACGCCGCACAAGAAGACGGACCCGAGGCACGACCCGACCAAGGACAAGACCAACUUAAUCGUAUACGUCGUUUGUGGAGUAGUGGCCAUCAUGGCGCUCGUCGGGAUUUUUACCAAACUUGGAUUGGAAAAGGCGCAGAGACCUCACAGGGAAAACAUGACUCGAGCUGUAGCAAGUGUGAUGCAAGGUGCCUGUCAAGCUGAACAUGAAGAAGCCAUCGGAAGACAUGCCCAGAACUAUGACAACAUGCAGGCGAGGGCAAACAAUAUGCAGGGAGCCCAAAUGCACAGCGUGAACCAGGCCCACCCCUACCCUGUCCUCAGCCAGUUGGCCCAUGUGUAUGAGCAGCAGCAACCUGGCAAAGAACUCAAUAAAUACGCCUCACUAAAGGCUGUUGCGUCAAACGUCAACGGGGGCUUCUACAACAAGCAGCACUGCCACUUGACAGAGUUGGGAGCGAAAGGCAGCCUGCCCCUCCACACAAUGAGGAUGGAGCAUGUGGAGCCCACUGCCACAUACGUCACCGAGAUCCCCAUCCCUAAGCAGAAUGAACAGAAACCUAAGCCCACCAAGCCCCAUGUGCCACAUCAUCAUAUGGCCUACAGCUCCAACACCAUAGCCAACCCAGGAAUGCUGAAGGCCUGGGAUGGCACAGAGACUGUGGGUCGGCGCAAGACCUAUGGCCCUAGGAAGCCCUGCAUGGUGGGCCAGAUGAACGAGCUCCACACUGCCCGCAGUCACCACUACCUACCCACACAGCCAUACUUCAUAACCAACAGUAAGACAGAAGUGACUGUGUGAAAGAAUGACUUGUCUCCGGAGGGCUCAUCCGUCUUUGAGAGCAGGAGAAAUGGAUCAUUAUCCUGACCUGACUGUAACCUUCACUCUGCCCCUUGUGGAAUGGAGGCAAAACUGCAGAUGUGAGCCGGUCACACCAUGAUCAGCCACACAACCAGGCGGUCAGCAAGCAAUGACAGCUGAACCAGGAACAUUCCAUUGUUUUUGUGAAAUGUUCACUAUAAUUUAUACCCAUGCCAAUGAUGAUGUGUUUGUGUUCAAUCAGUGAGAUAAUAAGCAGUUUUAAUUCAAAUCAAUGAGAAAAGAGUCAAAGUAAACAAGCAAUAAAAGCAAACUAAUAAACUGACACAAGAAUAAUAAUUGGGAAUAAAUAUUUACUCCAGUAAUUAAGAGGAAAUAAGUGUAGUACUGAACCUAAAGGUUCAAGGGUUAGUGUGGCAUGUUGAACACAGGGCCAGUAUUACUUACAGUACCAGAGCUGAUGUAGAUGAUGUCUCUUUACACAAUUAUCUCUCUGAUCAUUCAUACACUGCUGAGACUCAGAGCGUACGUAUUGUAUCUAAAAUAUUUAGUGGCAGAUGCCUUAUUUGAAGACACCCUUGAAAGACGUGAACUGUUAUACCACAGACUGGUAUUUUAGGGCUGUACCUUUCAUUUUCAUACUAACAGUUCUCAUUGUGUGUAGAUGAACAAACUCCCAAUUCAUUCAUUUGCUUUGUAACAAGCCCCCAGAAAUGUCAUUCUUAAGAAAUGGUAUAAUCUCUUAUACAGCCAGUUUGUGCUGUAUUUGUUGCGCAGUGCCAUUAGGUAGCAUGUGAACUGGAGACUGUAGAGUAAAAAGCACUGUUAACUAACAUCAUCGCUCUGCCACAAAUUGUGCCUGAUGGCUCUUUAGCUUUGGAAACAAGUAUUUGAUCUCCCUUCAGUAUAGUUAAAAUGAUUUUUUUUUUUUUAAAUGUGUUGUAUUGUAUCCUCUUGAAAUCAUUAAAGCUUGUUGUACAAUAUUUCUUCAUGACAAUAGAUGUAUGUGCAGCUACGUUGCAACCACUGGGUUUUAGCACUUUUAUUUCAGUAGUGAGUAAUUUGGGGGGAAGCUUUUUUUCCCCCCACACAGACCUUCUGGUGAAAUUGAUUUUUAAAGUAUAUAUAUUUAUACUCUUACCAGUAUAUGUAUGCAAAUGAUACAGUACAUUGUGCCAAGAAUUAGCUUGUUAAAGGUGUGUUUAAUUUGAUCUCUUUGUCUUUUUCACUCACUUGUACAUUCCAAAUGAGAAAAUAAGGUUUAUUCUGCUGCAUCACAGUAUAAGGGGUGUGGUUGUUUUGGAAAUAUUGAUAUCUUUCAAAAUCAAGAAAUGAUAUUGGAAUAAAAUAAACAUUUCUUCAUUCUCUCCAUAAUAUUUCUUAAUUGUUGUCUUCAGUGUUAACAGGAAGUUGGAUAGGAAUAGGUUUGAAUUUAGCUCUUUAUCUUAAUUAAUCCUGCAAACAAGGAAAAGUGAGUACAAAACACUUAAGGCCUGGUGUUAUAUUUCUUCAAAAGUGACAAAUCAAUUGAAACAAUCCCAUUCCAUGUAGCCUUUUUUUUUUUUAGAAUACAAAGCCUGGUGCAUUCCUGGACACAUUUUUCCCAGUUACUGUUUCAACUAUUCAGCCUCUAUAUUGUAUGUUAGACUUGGAUCAAGAAUCAAUUAAUAUUCACACAUUUUCAUCUUGUGAGUUCUAGGACAUCAUAUCGUCUUUGCUCCAGAGUGCAAUCUGGAAAACAAUUUAAAAGAAUGAAAUAACCAAAAACACAAGUGCAUCAUUUUAUGACAUACUGCUCUCUAGACAGUUCAUGACUCACAUUCUCCUUUUGUUUUUGAUCAUACAAAAGUCCAAAAUGAUAUGAUAUAAUAGAGCAAGAAGGGAGCCCAAAGUGUCAGCGUGCAUUGUGUGGAUUUCUCCGAUGAUGAGCCGAAAAGAAAAGAAGCGCUAAUUGAUUCGAUUCAGGUUCUUGGAGCAAGCGUACGGUCUCUAAUCCAAUUCUCAUCUGGCACUCCUUCACCUAUAAACAGGUGCCUCAAAUUAUCCAGCGGUUGAAUGCACUCGUUUGUGUUGAGGCUUUGUUACACUGCCAAAAAUUUCAAUUGUGGCAGUGGGUGCAAGUGACCUAAUUAGCAGAAUCAAGCUUUCUUGGUCUGCAGUCUGCUUGGCACCCAGACAAAUUCAGCUGUCAGACUCUGUGGUCCAUUCUGUCAUGGCAAUGAAGACGCAGCUGACGCUCUGCAUUGAACUAGCAAUCUCCCCCCUGCACUGCAUUUACCAUAGUUCUUAUAGUGUUUACUGAGUAUAGGUCCAUGUCAUAUUUUUUUCCUGCUGAUGAAGAGCAAUCUGAAUCGUAAAUGAAUUGUUUUAGUGAGUGAGAAUGAUAUACUGUGUAUAUCAGUACAUAGCUAGAAACCUUUACAUCAAAUAUAGCUACUAUUACCUGGCUAGGUAAAAUAACAUUUUUAUAAGAACUAAUGCCUGAUUCUCUUUUAUGGAGUUACAUCAGAUUCACCAAAGAACGAAAGCAUUUUCUGCUACCUAAUUUUUUAAAACCUGAAUAAAAAAAAACUGAAAUAAAUAUGUUUGAUUAAUUGUAGCAUCACAUGAUAUAAUUCACACUGAGGAGUAAUUUCAAGCAGC